Molecule: messenger RNA, 1539 nt
Organism: Cylas formicarius (sweet potato weevil)
Lineage: Eukaryota; Metazoa; Arthropoda; Insecta; Coleoptera; Brentidae
Product: calreticulin
Exons: 5
Coding region: 114-1322 (402 amino acids)
Biological process (GO): protein folding
Cellular component (GO): endoplasmic reticulum membrane; endoplasmic reticulum
Molecular function (GO): calcium ion binding
Source: RefSeq, a predicted model, not a curated record
GAUAUGUGUCGCUCGUAGGAGUGUUUAGAAAUAACUUUUGGCACUUGGCGAGCGGCUGUGCUUGUAACUUGACGUCGCGUUAGUCGAAUCCUAGAAUUUUUUAGUUAGCAAAAAUGAAUUCGUGUCUGUUCCUCGGUUUGGUAUUUUGUUCGUUGUACACGGCUUCGGCCGAGGUAUAUUACGAGGAGAAAUUUAACGAUGAUUCGUGGCAGAAGAACUGGAUUUACAGCAAACAUCCGGGGAAAGAGUUUGGAAAGUUUGUCUUAAGCUCCGGAAAGUUCUUCCACGACGAACAGGAUGACAAAGGUAUUCAAACAUCCGAAGACGCCAGGUUCUACGCCCUCAGUACCAAGUUCAAGCCGUUCAGUACCGAAGGCAAAGACCUGGUGAUCCAGUUCACCGUCAAGCACGAGCAGAACAUCGACUGUGGCGGCGGAUAUGUCAAGGUGUUCGAUUGUUCGUUGGAGCCCGAAGACCUGCACGGCGAGAGCCCCUACAGGAUCAUGUUUGGGCCAGAUAUCUGCGGCCCCGGCACCAAGAAAGUGCACGUAAUCUUGAACCACAAUGACAAGAACCAUUUGAUCAAGAAAGAUGUCCGGUGCAAGGACGACGAAUACACCCACUCCUACACGCUGAUCAUCAAGCCGGACAACACUUACAAAGUGUUGAUCGAUAACGAAGAGGUGGAGCACGGCGAGCUGGAAUCCGACUGGGAUCUGUUGCCUCCACGCAAGAUCAAAGAUCCGGACGCGAAGAAACCCGAAGACUGGGACGACCGGGCGACCAUUCCCGAUCCCGACGACAAGAAACCGGAAGAUUGGGACAAGGAGGAACACAUUCCGGAUCCGGCUGCCUCGAAACCCGACGACUGGGACGACGAGAUGGACGGCGAGUGGGAACCACCGAUGAUCGACAAUCCCGAAUACAAAGGCGAGUGGAAACCGAAACAGAUCGACAAUCCGGCUUACAAGGGCCAGUGGGUGCACCCGGAGAUCGACAAUCCAGAGUAUAAUGCGGUGCCGGAUCUGUACAAGCAGAAGGAGAUCUGCGGCAUCGGGUUCGACCUGUGGCAGGUGAAGUCGGGCACGAUUUUCGACAACGUGCUCAUCACCGACGACGUCGAGUACGCGAAAAACGCGCUGGCCAACUUGAAGGAGAAACAGGAGGGAGAGAAGAAGGCGAAAGAGGCGAAAGACAAAGAGGAGGCUGACAAGGCGAAGGAUGAGAAGAAAGACGACGAGGACGAGGACGAUGAUGAUGAGGCCGACGAGGAAGAACACGCGCCCCAAGUGGUCGAGGAAAAGGACCACGAUGAGCUGUAAGGGCAAUAAUAUUCGCUAGGAGGAGACAGACUUUUUUUCUAUCGCGGUGUGCAGCGUAUUUUUUUUUUUUGUUUUUAGUGUUGUGGAAUAUGAGUUUCGACUGAUUUUUUCGUUAGCGUGGAAUUUAUACCGUUGUUAGUGAAUCACAAUUAUUAACUAUAAAUUUAAUUUAUGGUUCCCCCCGAUUUAUUUGUACAAAAUAAAUUAUUGUAAUAUA